UGUCAAAUGAUGUUUUUAUAAAUCCACUAUAAAAGGCAGCCUCUCAUACAAGCAAAACCUCAGAAACAGAGCGAGAGAGAAUGGCGAGCGCAGAUGUGGAGGCCGUCGACUUCGAGCCGGAGGACGAUGACCUCAUGGACGAGGAUGGCGCCGUCGACGUCGACAACUCCUCCCCGAGAGCUCCCCUCCCCAAGCUCAAGUCCGCUAUCACCGGUGGCGCCCCCUCUUCACUUGCCGCCGCCCCCAAGAAGACCAAGGGCCGCGGCUUCCGUGACGACACCGACGCCGACCGCAACUCCCGAUUUGCCGCCCGUGACUUCGACUCACUGGACUCCGACGGUGGUCCUGGUCCGCAGCGAUCCAUUGAAGGAUGGAUUAUUCUGGUCACUGGAGUACACGAAGAGGCACAAGAGGAUGAUCUGCAAAACGCGUUUGGUGAGUUUGGAGAGGUUAAGAAUUUGCAUUUAAAUCUUGAUCGUCGUACCGGGUUCGUAAAGGGGUACGCAUUGAUUGAAUAUGAGAACCUCGAGGAAGCACAGGCUGCAAUUUCUGCCAUGAAUGGGACUGAACUUCUCACACAGACAAUCAGUGUUGACUGGGCCUUCAGCAAUGGGCCCUUCAAAAGAAGGAAUAUGAGGAGAAGAUCACCAAGGGGCCAUCGAUCCAGGAGUCCCAGGAGGAGAUACUAAUGUUGAUGAGUUGUGUGUUCUAUUUUGAGGGUGUGGAUCUUCUGUAAGAGAUUUGAGAGUUGACAUUUGUUCUGAAAGAUUUCAGUUGAUGCUGGUGAUUAUUGUUGGAGUUUUAUGGAUUUCACUCUUUUUGUUGAGGAUCCCUUGCUUUUAUAUCCUUCCUGUCUACUGUACGAUGUAACUGAUGAUUUUUCCUAGUAAUUUAGCAGUAGGGGAUAUUUAACGUAA
This is a messenger RNA of Vitis vinifera (wine grape), 917 nucleotides long. RefSeq names its product RNA-binding protein Y14. Gene Ontology annotation, molecular function: mRNA binding. Gene Ontology annotation, biological process: RNA splicing. The transcript is spliced from 4 exons. The record is from RefSeq and is a predicted model, not a curated record. Lineage: Eukaryota; Viridiplantae; Streptophyta; Magnoliopsida; Vitales; Vitaceae. The coding region runs from base 81 to 689 and encodes 202 amino acids. Gene Ontology annotation, cellular component: cytoplasm; nucleus; exon-exon junction complex.